GCCGCUCAGCGCGUCCUCGGCUCUUCUCGUACAGGCAGCGACAGAUGUUCCCAGCCCAGGUGGCCUGCCUCUCCCCCUUCUGGAGACCCUCUGCUGUGACGAGUACGUCGUGGCGGCGUUAUUGAGCGUAUCGCGUCCCCGCCUUCGCGUCGUGGAGGGCUUCCAUUUUGGCACCUCGCCCAGCAUGGACGAUCGACUUCUGAGCUCCUUCCACCUCAAUCGUCAGAUCACGGUGCUUGGAGUCCGGCAUACACCCUCAGGCGAGAUUGGUCGCCGGGCGCGAGCGAGGCUCUUCCAGGCUUUGCCGAACGUGCGACAUCUUCACCUCACGGAAUAUUGGCCUUCUGGUCGCUCGGGCAUCAAUACGGAAGACUUUGCGAAUCUCAAGAAGCUGGAGCGUCUCGAAGGAUUUCGCUUGGAUCUGUCAGAAGUCGUCAUGGCGCCCGCUAUAGAUGCGAAUGGAGUCCGAAGACAGACCGUGGGAGACGCAACGAAGUGGUGCAUCGGAAGGCUCGCUUGCGCGUGCCCACGUCUCCGUCUUGUGCAGGAAUCGCGUAAUUGGUACUUGAUCACUCGAGUGGAGGGAUCCGAUGCUGUGCGAUCCAUCGUCGAUACUCCAGCUAGUCAGGUUCUCAGCUGGAGAGCCUCCUUACCUGCGUCAAGGGAAACGGUCGAGGAGACCCCGUAAUGCCCUGCCAUGAUCAUAUAACGCGCACAGCACGCGUUUCGUGAUUGCAGACCUUCGCAGCCACGCAUCAGGAAGUCGGGCGCGGGGGCAAAGCAUGCAGCGACAGCAAACGGCAAAUCCUGCGGCUUGCGAGACCGCAACACAGCCUUGCAUAGCAUCUCCACUCGAUCGCGCCGAAUGUGCUGCCGUAGCGGCUGAGACAGGAG
Molecule: messenger RNA, 894 nt
Organism: Ceraceosorus guamensis
Lineage: Eukaryota; Fungi; Basidiomycota; Exobasidiomycetes; Ceraceosorales; Ceraceosoraceae
Exons: 5
Coding region: 185-688 (167 amino acids)
Source: RefSeq, a predicted model, not a curated record